AUGCCUUUCUCUUAUGACCCACAGAUCUUGGCUGUAUUCCAGGCGAUGCUCGGCAAGGAAGAUCGCCCCAAGGUCCCGAUUGGCGACGUGGAAACUCGCCGCAAAAACUUGGACGCCUUCUUCGCCCCUAUCGCUGCAACUUUGGCACCGCCGGCCGGGACUGUCACUAUCACAGACUAUCACACCACGACAUCAGACGGGCAUACGCUUCUACUUCGCUGGUUCAUGCCCACGACACUUCACGAGCCCUCGAAGGGAUCCGCGUGGGUGUACGCCCAUGGCGGCGGUAUGAUCGCCGGUUCAGUCGAAGUUCUGACUCCGAUCAUUGCUCGGAACGUGGUAUCGGCUAGCGUACCAUUGCUCGCGGUCGACUACCGCUUGGCGCCAGAGGUGCAAGCCCCUGUGCCCGUCACAGACUCGUACGCAGGGCUGCAGUGGUUGCACGAACACGCUGCAGAGCUCGGUGUUGACCCAAAGCGCAUCGGAGUCAUCGGCGAAUCAGCAGGCGGAGGCAUCGCCGCAAGCCUGGCACACUAUGUCAAGCAACAGCACGAAAAGCACAGCGGCAGUCCCGAUGUAAUCCCGUCACUCCAGCGUCAAAUCCUCAUCUAUCCUAUGCUCGACGAUCGAACUACCACAUCUGCCGUAGAAAAGGAGAUUGAACCUUUCCUGCUUUGGUCCCGUGAUGACAACGAAACGGGAUGGAACGCACUUCUCGGUUCGCGCCGCGGUGGUCCCGAUGUCACAGUAGUAGAAGCUGCAGGCCGCACGAACGUCGAACAAGCCCGAGGUCUACCGCCAGCGUACAUCGAUGUCGGCGAGCUGGACCUUUUCCGGCAAGAAGAUAUCGCUUAUGUGCAGACGCUGGGCUUGGCUGGAGUCAGUUGCGAAUUCCAUAUCAUCCCGGGGGCUCCGCAUGCCUUUGAGGCAGCUGCUGCAGCUUCAGAGACUGUUCAGCUGUGCAUGAAGGCGAGAAUUAGGCACUUGCAAAGCAUUUAA
Messenger RNA from Dissoconium aciculare CBS 342.82, 999 nucleotides. RefSeq lists its product as uncharacterized. NCBI's taxonomy places the organism in Eukaryota, Fungi, Ascomycota, Dothideomycetes, Mycosphaerellales, Dissoconiaceae. Bases 1 to 999 code for a protein of 332 amino acids. Gene Ontology annotation, molecular function: hydrolase activity. The record is from RefSeq and is a predicted model, not a curated record. The transcript has 2 exons.